Scleropages formosus (Asian bonytongue) is the source of this 606-nucleotide messenger RNA. It is a transcript of the gene tsen15, whose product is annotated as TSEN15 tRNA splicing endonuclease subunit. The record is from RefSeq and is a predicted model, not a curated record. The transcript has 4 exons. Gene Ontology annotation, biological process: tRNA splicing, via endonucleolytic cleavage and ligation. Bases 66 to 530 code for a protein of 154 amino acids. Gene Ontology annotation, molecular function: nucleic acid binding. Lineage: Eukaryota; Metazoa; Chordata; Actinopteri; Osteoglossiformes; Osteoglossidae.
CUGCGGCGGAAGUGAAGGAUGAAUUCGGGAAACAACGGGUGUUUCCAGUACGAAUUCUUGGAAAUAUGACUGAUGUGGAAAAGUCGGCAGAGGGGCCGGAUGAGGAGCGACCGCCUCUCGGUAACUGGAUGCUGCAGCACCCGAAGUACGAGGAGAUGAUGGCCCUGCAGGUGGGCGACGAGGCCCAGGUUUACUGCGCCUUCCUGGUGUAUCUGGACCUCACGCAGGUGCGGCAGUGGCACGACGUGUCCAGCAGGGGCAGCCCUGAGCUCCAGGUGGUGCUGCUGGAGGGCCGGGAGAAAGACGGCGACCCCCCCCAGGUGGUGCUGCCGCUGCCCGCGAACAGGACCCUCACCCACAGGUGCUUACGCUCUGUGCUGAGCCUGCGAGACCCCAUGCUGCUGUGUGCCGUGGCCUCUGACUCCAGCCUGGUGUACCAACGGCUCUGCGAUGGCCUACUGACCCCUGACCCCCCUGUAGACAUCCAGGACCAGGGUCGCCGUCAGCAUCGCAAGCGCCGACUACGCUGAACGCCAGCUACGCUGGAACAUUCCUCUGAGAAAGACUCCAACAAACACGGGAGGGCUGAUGUAUCUCGAGUGCUAC